GUUAACCAGGUGUGCGUUUCCCCCACAGAGGAACUGAAGGAGUACUUCUCGCAGUUCGGGUCAGUGCAGAGGUGCCAGCUGCCUUUUGACAAAGAUACAGGCUUUCACAAACGUUAUUGCUGGAUUAAAUUCUCGACGCCACAAGAUGUUCAGAACGUGCUGCAGAAGGAGACCCACAUACUCGAAGGUGCCAAGCUCACUCUCAAAGAGCAGCCCCGUAGAAGACGCAGUCAAAGAAGGAAUCAAAGUGAGUGA
This is a messenger RNA of Apaloderma vittatum (bar-tailed trogon), 255 nucleotides long. RefSeq names its product SRA stem-loop interacting RNA binding protein (gene SLIRP). The record is from RefSeq and is a predicted model, not a curated record. Gene Ontology annotation, molecular function: RNA binding. The transcript has 3 exons. Lineage: Eukaryota; Metazoa; Chordata; Aves; Trogoniformes; Trogonidae. The annotation marks the transcript as partial.